AGGGGUUUCAGGGAAACUGUACUUCAAAGUCUUGAAAGCAAAAAACUCAUGUCACAUGUAUGUGUUAAGCCACAGUGGGGUCAAAACUGCAGGCAUACUAGCCCCUGCUGAGGCAGCGAAGCCUGCCAAGUUUCAAGGAGACAGGUGCAGGGGUUUGGGGGAAACUGCACCUCAAGCUGUGGACAAGCAAAACUCGUGACAUGGGUGACACUGUGUGUUAAGGUGCAGCAGGGUGAAAGCUGCAGGCCUGCUAGCCCCUGCUGAGGCCACAAAGCCUGCCAGCUGUCAAGGAGAUGGGGGCAGGGCUUCUGGGUUCUGGGACCCCGCACUUCUAGCUGCUGACAAGCAAAACUCAUGGCAUGAGUGCUUGUGGGAUUGUGUCCGUCCUGGGGCACAGGGGUGAAAACUGCAGGCCUGCUAGGCCCUGCUGCGGCCACAAAUCCUGCCAACUGUCAAGGAGAUAGGUGCAGGGGGAGUCUGGGUUCUGGGGCCCUGUACCUCUAGCUGCUGACAGGCAACACUCAUGACAUGGGUGGGUGACACUGUGUGUGUUAAGGUACGUCCUCACUCAACUGACACCAAGGCAGAAAGCAAGGCAGGUCAAACAAUGCUGCCUUUUAUGCAGUUUUUCCAUCCCUCCCACAGAGCACUGGGAUUGGAAGGGACCUCAGGAAAGGAUGACAGUCACUGGCCAGCAACACAGUCAAUAAUGAGAGCACUCCUUCCCCCCUCCUUCCUCUCCUUCUCCUUACUUUAGUUUCUGUUUCCCUGCAAGCAAUCCCAGCUUGAGCUUCGAAACUCGAAGCAUUUCUACUUGUCUCGUUGUUUUGAGGCUGUUUCAAAGCUCUCUGUAUCAUUUCAAUUUUGCUGUUUCAAGCUUGAAACAAGUUGAAACAGUGUCAAAACGAAACUGUGGGCGAAAUUUUGCACAGCCCUACUGCUAGUCUCUAUCUUGGCUGUGGUGUAGAUUGGAAUAUCUUUUUAUCUUGUAACUUAUUUGCUAGCUAUCAUAUUUUCUGUCAAAGCUCCACUUUCUUUCCUUUAAUAGCAGUAUUAGGAAACCAUAGCGAUCUGUGUGUUUGCUGUUAGUGGAGGGGUGUGUUUAGACAUUAGUGCUGAAGGUAGCCACUAUGAAAUUAAGUUCUGAUUUGUCACCCACUCCCACCCCACCUUGUGUGAUCUAUACCCCAUGUAAAGAUUUCAUGGAAAUUGCUUUCUGUGAAUCUCAGGAUAUUAAAAGAGAGGGGAAUUAUUAAAAAUGGAUUCCUCACCAUUUAAGCUUUAUUGCCUAAUUAGUUGAAAUGGCUCACUUUUGGGUUGUAAUUGUAUUCACUUUCAAAAUCUUACUAUUGCAAUUUUUGGUCCAACUCUGAGGAUGACUAUGUAGAACUGUUUGUUUUGUUUUUUACUUGACCCUGUUCUUAACCACUUCUUAUUACUCCUAGAAAUAAGCAUUCUGAUUUGCACAUGCAUACAUUUGGAAACAUCAUACCAUACUAAGUCAAACACCAAGGCUUUCUAAAGUUAACCUUUUCACUUUAUUCAGUCUCUGGAUGGAACUCUUUCCUUCAUUUGAACAUCUAAAGAAAUCACAGGUAAAGAAGGCUGGUCUUGUUGUGGUGAAAAACAUGAAAAUUGUUGGUCUACAUUGCUCCAGUGCAGAAUUGCAUGCUGGUCAAAUUGCUCUUAUUAAACAUGGAUCAAGACUUAAAAACUGUGACCUUUAUUUUUCCAGAAAACCAUGUUCUACUUGUUUAAAAAUGAUUGUAAAUGCUGGAGUGAACAAAAUUUCAUAUUGGCCUGCAGAUCCUGAAGUCAGCUUGCAAAUUGAAGUGUCCAACCCUACCACUACUGAAGAUGCAAAGCUGGAUGCCAAAGCAGUGGAAAGACUGAAGUCAAAUAGUCGAGUUCGUGUGUGUGUCUUGCUUCAACCUUUGGUGUAUUAUAUGGUGCAGUUUGUAGAAGAAACCUCUUGCAAAUGUGACUUCAUUCAAAAAAUUGCAAAAACUCAACCUGGGUUUAAUACUGAUUUUUAUGCUGAAUGUAGACAAGAAAGAAUAAAAGAGUAUGAAAGUUUAUUCCUAAUUUCAAAUGAAGAAAGGCACAAGCAAAUACUGAGGACUAUAGGGCUGGAGAAUCUCUGUGAAAAUCCAUAUUUUAGCAAUCUUAGACAAAAUAUGAAAGAUCUUAUCCUGGUUUUGGCCACAAUAGCUGCCAGUGUUCCAGCCUUCGAACACUUUGGAUUUUACUGUAAUGGAUCCCGGCAGACAUGUGAAAUGUACCAUCAAAGCUUGCCCCAAGAAAUUGCAAGGCACUGUAUGAUACAAGCUAGGUUACUGGCAUACCGAACAGAGGAUCACAAAACAGGAGUUGGAGCUGUGAUUUGGGCAGAAGGAAAAUCUAGAAGUUGUGAUGGGACAGGAGCUAUGUAUUUCAUAGGCUGUGGUUAUAAUGCCUUUCCUGUUGGAUCUGAAUAUGCUGAUUUUCCUCAUAUGGAUGAUAAACAAAAAGAUCGUGAAAUCAGAAAGUUCAGAUACAUUGUGCAUGCUGAGCAGAAUGCCUUGACAUUCAGGUGUCAAGAUAUAAAACCAGAAGAGGAAAGCAUGAUUUUUGUGACAAAAUGUCCAUGUGAUGAAUGUGUGCCUCUAAUCAAAGGUGCUGGGAUCAAGCAAAUCUAUGCAGGAGAUGUAGAUGUCGGAAGAAAGAAAGCAGACAUAUCAUACAUGAAGUUUGGUGAACUUGAGGGUGUUAGCAAGUUUACAUGGCAACUAAAUCCAUCUCAUGCUAGUGAUCAAGAGGUCCAAGAAUCUGCCAGAGAAAAUGGUGUACAGAGAACAACAUUGCUUGAUGACCCACAGCACCAAAGCAAGAAGCUAUGUCUUGGAAACCACUGAUCAGUUACACAGGAAGCAGAAACAUUAGGUCUCUGUGAGCCUUUUAAAGCACUUUUAUAAUCCAGCCUGCUUGUGCUGUCAAGUAAGGUUGGAUUUUAUUUAUUAAUUGUUGGAAAAAUGAUUUUAGAGUAAGUUUAUUUAUGAGGUCUUAAAUGUUUUGUAUAGUUUUUAAUUUUAGACAUUUAUAAAGGAUUUUUUCCCUGUGAAAAUGCUGCUUAGAUAUUACAUGUAGAACAAAUUUGGUGGCCACUAUUAAGAUUGCUUGGCCGAUCAUUAUGAAGUGAGAGCUUCCAGUCAUCAGAUCUGAAUCAUCUCUUUGCUAAUGGGACAGAAGAAUCUAGUGAAAUAACAUCUGGUUGGCUCAUGACAUAAAUUGAGGAAAUUGGUUUCAAAACUCAAAGCAAUCAGAUUGUAGUUUUGCAGAAAUAAAGCCUGAUUACUCAAGUGCUUGUGGAAGUCCCGCAGAGCACAGUGUCAGAGACAGUAAAAUAGAAAUAGUUACUAACGUGUAUGUUCCUUUCAAUUCUCUGGUACACUGAAUAUGAAGUCAAUGGAUUACAGUGUUCUUGCUUGAUAAAUGACUCAGCCCUAUUCUCCUCUGUGCCUCUGCCAUCUACAUCAGCACCCAGAGCUAUUAUUCUGUGACCACAUUCUCUUGCGUUGAUGUCAUUUUCUGUGGAUAUUUUUUUUAAUGUACUUCAAUUGAAUGGUCUUGAACAGAAAUCAGUGUAUCACUUCUAAAAGCUGAAAGUAUGUUUGUGAGACUUCAGAUCUUGGAUGAGACUCUCGGUACCUUGCAUGUUAUACACUAGGAUGCUCACUUGUCAGGUGGCAGAGGAAACAUUGAUAAUUUCAUAAAUAAUAUCAUAGGAGCAGAUUUGUUCCUGUGGGAAACUCACUGGCUAGAAAGUGACCAGAUUUCUUGAUGUCAUUUUUGAUACAUUGAUUCAACAGUGAGAUAAAAGGGGAGUUUUGGAUACCAACACUGUAGAUAACUAACACUGGAAUAAGGAAUGUAAAUUAGCAAAUAGACUGACCUUGCAAACUCAUCUCAUUGGCUGUGAAGGAACACCGUGUAACUCCCAGCUGGCAGACAUUUGCACACUGUGCCAAAAUACAAGGGCAUCCCCAGUAAUUUUGGUCAUGGGGUAAUCCUCCCCACAUCCAGAUUGUUUGUGGGUCAAAGAUGCCUCAUGUGAUAAAGGUUCCAAGAUUUUCUUUCCCUUCACAGCUCCCACUUGCAAACUCCUAAAACCUUUCCCUUUUCCACUGGUACUAGGAUAUGCAAGUGGCUUCCCCCACAUGUAACAGGAGUACACAAAUCCUUUAGUCUGUGCUCCUCCUCCUCAUUCUUCUCUUGAGCCAUUGGGAAGGGUAAGUUCUUGGGAAUCAAAAGCCAAGUCUCCUGCUCAGUAUUGCUGAACACUGGACUGCUGCAGCAGUCAAGGGCAUAAAAAAGGAAUACAAAAGACGUGCCCUUAGGAAGAGAGGAGUGCAUUUCCCAGCUCCAGCAUUGCAAUCUCCACUACAGCUACACACAUUAAGCAAAGAUCCCUGCCUCUAUCGCCUUUGCUUUCCAGUGACUCUGAAUAUUCUAAAAUCUAUUUUAGGACUUUCCCCUUUUGGUGUCCCUACAGUUGCAUGAUGGCUUCAUGCAUAGAACCUCAUGGCUUUCUCCUGGGCUGGGCAAAGGGCUGGCACCCAUUAGACAAGAGAGACCAGAGUGUAUACAUAGCCUUCAUUCACGUAGCAUUUCUGUCACUGUUAUACUGUUUGUCAGAGGGGCCCCGUUCUUGAUUUUUAAGGGAUUGGGUCUAGUCUCUACAGUCUGGUUCUGGAGGCUGUGGUCACUUCUUGUGGUAUGAAGCAUGGUCAUGAUUCCUUUUAAGUUUACACUGCCUGCUUACUCUACGUUUAUGGACUUAAAGCCUUCCCCAUCCGCCUUGCACAACUACUCAGCUCUUGUUCCCUUACAUGGCCACAGUUUGGGUACCUUAGUGGCUGCCAUUUCCUUUCAGUCUGUUUUAAACAUCUUAAAGAUAUUCUGGAAACUGGCAAAUAACUGAAUGUUGGGUGGAGCUCUCUGCUGCUAACAUGAGGGUGUGACUAACUUUUAUAUACUGUUCGUUCAUUUCACUAAGUAAGGAGGCUGCAACUUCUGUUCAUAAAGCACACACUUGCCUUCCUUACUCUGAGGCACAGGUGUCAAACAUCUGGCCUGCAGAGCCUUACCAUCCAGUGCUACCCCUAUGUAUGAUCAGAUCCACACUGGGCACGAUGUACUUCUAUGGUGCAUGGCUGGUCUGCAGGCUGGAUUGGGCCCACAGACUCCCUGCCCUCUCCUUCCUCCCCUAGCAUACCAGAUUUGGCAGCUGGUCCAGCCCAGAGUGACCAGAAUGGGCAUCGUGUGCAGCACAAUCCAGCUGGAGCAACCACUGCACUGCACACAGUGGCCAACCUAGCCAGGUUGUACCACAUGCGGCACCCACUCUGGGAUGUCCACCAUGCGCAGUCCCUGCUGCAGCUGGUCUGGGAACUAUGCUGCAUGUGGUGUUUGUGGGUUGCGUGCAGCACAGUUCUCAGGCUGGCUGGAGCAGGCACUGCAUGUGGCACAAUCCCAGAGUUGCCAAAGUGGGCACCUUGUGUGGUACAGUCCUUCCAGGCUAGCCACCACAUGCAGCACGGCUGCCACUCCAGCCAGAUUGCUGCAUGCAGCACCCGUUCCAGUCACUCCAGGAUCCAUGCUGCAUGUAGCACGGGUCCCUGAUUGGCUGGUACAGCCACUGGAUCAGGGAUGCUGAUUAGGGGGAUGGGGUCUGUGGGCCCACUCUGGCCCACAGACUGGCUCUACACUACUCAUCUGGCCCUGCAGGCCCUGCUCUAAGGACUACCUUUAUUGGGCGUGUGGUUCAGGGAGAGAUAAGGGUGGCAGAGUAUCCCUGUUGAGACCUCUGACCCCAUGCCAAGCAUUUACACAACAGAAGGAAGCUGUGAUAUAAAGAGAUGUGGAUGUGUGAUUGCAUUAUUUUAUGGGUACAUUUCUAAGCACUAGAAUAAACCACCAAGGUUUUGAGCUCUGAGCUGAACAGACAGCUCUCUUUGUCUGUACCCUAGCCUAAAGGCUUCACUAAGGCCUGCACAAAUCCAGUUUCAGGCUGAGAGCUUAAGCUGCUGUUCUGGAUACCAUAUAAAUGUCAUCAUCACCAGGAGACUUUUCUAAAUAAGCAUUGCACAGUUUGACCUGUUAUAAAAAGUUUUUUUUUUUCAGUGCAUAAUAUUGGACUUUGCUGCAAGGAACUUAAACAUUCUGAGAGCUGUAGUAGGACAGUAUUUAAAGAAAAACAGAUUCUCUUGUUUAAUCAUAGGCAUUCUACUUCAACUUGCAAGUCUCAGAAAAGGAAAGAAUGUCCUAAGAUAAGUGAAGUUACCUAAUGUGUUUAGACUUAACUAUUUAUCCAUAUUAAAAGGACACUGUCAAGGUUAGUACAAUUUGAUCUACCUUUUCAUCCAUGAAGUGUGCUGACUUGUAAUUUAGGCACAGAGAAAAUCAGUAAAGGUCUGAUGCUCCUUCAGGUUUUACAUAGAUUUAAGAAACCCAUAGUGCUAGCAGGAUAUUUGUAAGGAAACCAAUUGUGCAUGUUCCUUUGGCAGUUAACGGUUCCUUUAAGUGACUAGAGUUCCUAUGCGGCAUGGUGAUUAGCAUACAUAAGCAGGAAAAAAAGCAUCAAGCAGUAUGUACAUGAAAUAAAGAUGUUAUCUGUGUUCUUUCUUAAAAUGAAGAAAACUUCAGCAAGGAGACGCUUCUAGAAUGCACUGGGUGUUUACUUCUUGAGAAGUUACUCUAAACAUUAAGCCUUUAUUUAAAAAAAACAAACCUUUUAAAAAGGGAAAAUCUGGAUUUUUUUUGCACAAUGUUUUGUUGCGAAAAGGGUGGUACAUUUUUAUAAUUGUUAAUACAAAAUGUGUGGGGCCUGCAUUUUUACAGCAUUCUGUCAUAAUGCUCCUGCCUAUUCAGUCUCUGGCUCUUAGGCUUAAGUAUGUCUGGUCUUGCACAGGAAAGCCCAUUAAAGGUCUACCAAUAUACCUGAACCCUCUAUGUAGCUACAGUGUACACGGUCUGUUCUUCCCGAAUCAUAGCCCAUUUAGAUGCUGCUAAAUGCUUUAUCUAAUGAGAAAAAGAUGUCAGGAACCUACUGAAGUCCCCUACAGCACUUACCUUGAGAAUGUAUUCCAGGAAGCUUCUCUGUUGUAUGCAAAUAUUAUAUAUAUAAUUUUAGCACAUCCUAUAAUUGAGCUAAAUAAACAUUACAAUUUUACAUUUUAUAUUAAAGUAUGACAUUUGAAAUUUGAGCUUUUUUUGAUCCUGUCUCUUCAUGUUAGAACAGUUGUAUUGAACCUGUUCAGCAGAAUUAUCUUUUUUUCAGUGUCUACCAUCUAGCAAAGCAUAUCCUUUGCUAAUAAACGAUUCAAGUAUUUAAAUGGUUUUGACUUACAAAGGACAGUGUUAACAGCUUUGAAGCAUAAACACCACUUUCUCUUUUUUGGAGAGAGCAGGAUCAGUGAACUCAUUUGUCCCUUAUAACCUGAAUCUGUCACCAUCUUGUGGCUAGAUUGAGGCAUUUGUCUCAUCCUGAGGGUACUGAGUCCAGGCAGAACUUUAGUGGAUUAGUAGUACAAGCAGUCCUCGGAUUUAUGACACAAUUGGUUCCUGAAAACUGUAUCUUAAGUCGAAACGUUGUAACUCAGAACCAAUUUUCUCAUAAGAAACAAUGUUAUAAAUGGGGGAUUGGUUCCUGAACCAAGCCCUGAUACCCUGUUUUCACCAAAAAUACCCCAGAAUUUUGUACUUGAUCAAUUAUAAAUGAGUAAUAUAGCUACAUUAGUGUAUUUAUAUUGUAAAUAGCAAUCAUACUGAUUUGGAAGGACUUCUUUGAGGUGACUUUACUGGACUUUUUGGAAAGGCUCUUGGUUGGACUUUUUGAAGGGUUCUUGGCUGGAGUCUUCUCAUAAGUCCUGGCUGCAGGUUUUUUGGCGUUUUGGCUGCUUUCUUAAAGAAAAUAUCCAAGGAAGUUUGGACGGAUGUUCUCCAGGGAGAUGAGCAACGCAGCCAACUUGUUCACUGGCAUGGCAUUGCAUCAGAUCAAGCGUAAAGUUGAAACUGACAUUAUAAAGUUGAAACAGGGUGUCAAUUUAUAAAUGUAAGUGUGAAACAUUGUAACUCGAAACGUUGUCAGUCAAAGACUAAAUGUAGUCAUAUUUGCA
Alligator mississippiensis (American alligator) is the source of this 8156-nucleotide messenger RNA. It is a transcript of the gene CDADC1, whose product is annotated as cytidine and dCMP deaminase domain containing 1. Gene Ontology annotation, cellular component: cytoplasm. Gene Ontology annotation, biological process: dTMP biosynthetic process; dUMP biosynthetic process. The transcript is spliced from 9 exons. Gene Ontology annotation, molecular function: dCMP deaminase activity; zinc ion binding. NCBI's taxonomy places the organism in Eukaryota, Metazoa, Chordata, Crocodylia, Alligatoridae. The record is from RefSeq and is a predicted model, not a curated record. The coding region runs from base 1554 to 2894 and encodes 446 amino acids.